Messenger RNA from Penicillium subrubescens, 2538 nucleotides. RefSeq names its product acetate--CoA ligase. Lineage: Eukaryota; Fungi; Ascomycota; Eurotiomycetes; Eurotiales; Aspergillaceae. The record is from RefSeq and is a predicted model, not a curated record. Gene Ontology annotation, cellular component: cytosol. Bases 242 to 2242 code for a protein of 666 amino acids. Gene Ontology annotation, molecular function: acetyl-CoA synthetase activity; AMP binding. The transcript has 7 exons.
CAUUCGAUGGUUAGAAAUUACCAAAUAACAAUUAUUUAAUUCCAGCUCGCCCUGCUCCGGUUCCCCUCGGACUGCUCUUGCCUUUCGACUCUUUCUCUCCUCUCUUCUCCUGUUCAUCUUACUCUCUCCUCUCUUCCUGCUUCACCCUCUGGCAUUCUCACGCAGUGGUGUUUACCCUUGAUUCGUUUUUUUAUUAUCUUUCCUCCUCUAUUCAGUUCUGCGCGUCCAGGAACUUACAAUCAUGUCGGACGCUUCCAAGCCCUCGGUGGUGCUUGAGGCCCACGAGGUCGACACCUUCCACGUCCCCAAGGCGUUCCACGACAAGCACCCGACCGGAACCCAUCUGAAGGACCUCGACGAGUACCAGAAGCUCUACGAUGAGUCCAUCAAAAGCCCCGACACUUUCUGGGCUCGUAUGGCUCGCGAGCUCCUCACCUUCGACCGUGAUUUCCAGACCACUCAUUUCGGUUCCUUCGAGAACGGCGACAACGCCUGGUUCGUCGAGGGUCAGCUGAACGCUUCCUACAACUGUGUUGACCGUCACGCCCUGAAGAACCCCGACAAGGUCGCCAUUAUCUACGAGGCCGACGAGCCCAAUGAGGGCCGCACCAUCACGUACGGUGAGCUGCUGCGCGAGGUCUCCCGCGUGGCCUGGGUGCUCAAGCAGCGCGGUGUCAAGAAGGGUGACACCGUCGCCAUCUACCUGCCUAUGAUUCCCGAGGCUGUGAUUGCUUUCCUGGCCUGCUCCCGUAUUGGCGCCGUGCACUCCGUUGUCUUUGCUGGUUUCUCCUCCGACUCCCUCCGGGAUCGUGUGAUCGACGCCCAGUCCAAGGUCGUCAUCACCACCGAUGAGGGCAAGCGUGGCGGUAAGGUUAUUGGUACCAAGCGCAUUGUCGACGAGGCUCUGAAGCAGUGCCCCGAUGUCACUACCUGCUUGGUCUACAAGCGCACUGGCACCGAGGUCCCCUGGACCACCGGCCGCGAUUUGUGGUGGCACGAGGAGGUCGAGAAGUACCCCAACUACCUCGCUCCCGAGCCCAUGAACUCCGAGGACCCUCUGUUCCUUCUCUACACUUCCGGUUCUACCGGUAAGCCCAAGGGCGUUAUGCACACGACCGCUGGUUACCUGCUCGGUGCGGCCAUGACCGGUAAAUACGUAUUUGAUAUCCAUGAGGAUGACCGUUACUUCUGCGGUGGUGAUGUCGGCUGGAUUACCGGUCACACCUACGUUGUCUACGCGCCUCUGCUCCUUGGUUGUGCGACUGUUGUUUUCGAGAGUACUCCCGCUUACCCCAACUUCUCCCGUUACUGGGACGUUAUUGACAAGUACGAUGUUACCCAAUUCUACGUUGCUCCUACUGCCCUGCGUCUGUUGAAGCGCGCUGGCGAUGAGCACAUUCACCACAAGAUGAAGUCUCUGCGCAUUCUGGGCUCUGUUGGUGAGCCCAUUGCCGCUGAGGUCUGGAAGUGGUACUUUGAGUCUGUUGGCAAGGAGGAGGCCCACAUUUGCGAUACUUACUGGCAAACCGAGACUGGUUCUAACGUGAUCACUCCUCUGGGCGGUAUUACCCCUACCAAGCCCGGCAGUGCCUCUCUUCCCUUCUUCGGCAUUGAGCCUGCGAUUAUUGAUCCCGUCUCCGGCGAGGAGAUUACUGGUAACGACGUCGAGGGUGUCCUUGCCUUCAAGCAGCCCUGGCCCAGCAUGGCCCGCACCGUUUGGGGUGCGCACAAGCGUUAUAUGGAUACGUACCUGAAUGUGUAUAAGGGUUACUACUUCACCGGAGAUGGCGCUGGUCGCGAUCACGACGGUUAUUACUGGAUCCGUGGCCGUGUUGACGAUGUUGUCAACGUUUCUGGUCACCGUCUAUCUACUGCUGAGAUCGAGGCUGCCCUUAUCGAGCACCCCAUGGUCGCUGAAGCCGCUGUCGUUGGUAUCGCUGAUGAGCUGACUGGCCAGGCUGUCAACGCCUUCGUAGCCCUCAAGGAUGGAAAUGAGACCACCGACCAGGUGCGCAAGGAUCUGGUCAUGCAGGUCCGCAAGUCCAUUGGUCCCUUCGCUGCCCCCAAGGCUGUGUUUGUGAUCGAUGAUCUCCCCAAGACCCGCAGUGGUAAGAUCAUGCGCCGUAUUCUGCGCAAGAUCCUCAGCGGUGAGGAGGACAGCCUGGGUGACACUUCCACCCUGUCUGAGCCUGGUGUUGUGGACAAGAUCAUUGCCACUGUCCACGCCGCUCGUGCCAAGUAAAAAUCUGGAUCCAUGAAUUGAUGAUAAUGAUGCUUCAGAAGAGUCUGCCCUUUUUUGAAAAUUCUUCUUGGGCUGCUGAUUGAUAUUUCUUCCUUCCCUCAUCGCGUCUCGGGCUGCUCGUGAUCUGGGUAUGCGAGAUUGAUAUAUUUCCCCUUUUUUCUGCUUGUAUUUGAGAUUCCCUGGUCUGUCCAUCCAGCUGUGUUGUGAAUAUUAUUAUGCAUCUGGAUUAUAAUGACUAUGUCCUGCAUAUUGGGUGUAGUAUGUAGUAGAUUGUCCGUAUUGUUGGCCUCUUAGAC